AUGGCAAAUCGCACCCUUGCGACAAGAAUUACGGAAUUCCGGGAGGCUAUAAAUGCCCCGAUAGUGCAUUCUCUUCGCCUAAAGGCGUUCAAGAGCUCGAUAGCAAGGCCUAGAAUGGAAUUAAGAUCUAUUAAAACGUAUAAGCAGAACGGCAAUAAGAACGGCGGAGGCAAGGCGAAUCCAAAAGACUUAGGUACAUUUGACGCCCUCAAGAAGAUGGAAAUCAUGACUCCUAGAUUCAUACGCCUCCCCGAAAAUGCCGACAAGACAGAUGCCAUAAGACAUAAGGAAGGCUUCCCAUAUAAUAACGAUAAUGGCAAGUCGUACUGCACCACAUCGAAAACAACCUAUAUCGAAGAGACUACGAGUGGAUCGCCACUUAUCGAUGAUUGCCUGGUCAUUGUCAAGAACAUUCAAGGAACAAGUGGGUCAUAG
Molecule: messenger RNA, 435 nt
Organism: Penicillium samsonianum
Lineage: Eukaryota; Fungi; Ascomycota; Eurotiomycetes; Eurotiales; Aspergillaceae
Exons: 3
Coding region: 1-435 (144 amino acids)
Source: RefSeq, a predicted model, not a curated record